CUCCAAUUUUCUUCCUCAAGCACUCUUGAGCCUUUACCCUUCAUCUCAACCAUGCUGCGUCGAUGGAAGCCGUUGCAGAAAAAUGUCAGACCAGUUCAGCAUCUACGCUGAGCUUCUGUCAAACAUCCGCCAGGUCUCUGUCGUAGCCAGCCUCCCCUCGGCGCGCAAUGCCAGCACGAAAGCGAUGCUCUUGAACGGCGGCAGCCGGAUCCAUAUCAGCCACGACGGCGACACCCGGGAGCUAGACCUGCCCGCGGUGGUCCACACUGGCGGUGGUGCCGGCAGCGGGCCCGUCGUCCUGCCUCCAACAAAACCUGCUGCUGCUGCUGCUGCUGGCGCGGGAGCCGCCGCAGGACGCCAGUGCGCCUGGCGCCUCCCGCUGCCGCCCUCCCGCCAGGCGCCCCCACAGGCGGCCGCGAGCCCGGCGGCCCGGGGCGCGGCAGUGCCGUGGGAGGCGGUUCGCAUCGCGCCGGCCGCCACCUCGGUGCGGUGUCGGUCGUGCCGGGCCAUCGUGGUGCCCGGGAAGCGCAUCGCGCGCUGGAAGGACCUGCCGAGCGCCGACUGGGCCGAGAUGAUGGAGUUUUGGCACUGCCACAAGCCCGACGACCAUGCCGACGGGCGUGACGGUGGCGAGCAUGAACACAGCCACAACCACGACCUCGAGCAUCGCCAGGACGGCGGCAAGGCGAACGGCCAGACCCUGGCCGGGCGGGGGUACGGUGCCAAUUCCAGGAUCCAAGGCCAGAAGGGCGUGGGCCUUGUGGAUCUGGCCAUGUUCUUGUUUGCAGAAGAGGACUGCGAGGGUAUCAUGUUCUCACCAUCCUCUCCGGGAGAUUUCCUCGAGAGUCCCUCUCUCGAUGUUCUAGCUGGAGCCCCGGCCAGGCACCUGGGUGCAUCCUGCUCUUUAUGUGAAUCUACUAUAGGCUACUACAGCUUUGGGACGUCAGCUGUGACACUCUUGAAGUGGCGGGUGCUUAUACAAGAAGAGCCUGAAGUGGACGUGGCCCCCGCAUCACCCUCCAUGGGUCAAUGCCUCGCAGCAAUGCUGCUGUCCACAAUCGCCCGGUCGGGGUCAUCCAAACCUUUGGUUGUGCCAAUGACGGGACUGGUGGUAGGGAAGGGGGGCCAGAUUCUAACGUCAGGCAAAGCAUUAAGCCUCUGGAUACUGAACAGCACCAUUCGUUUCACGUCCACUGCAUAUUCUGGCAGUAAUGUGUUGGCCAUCAAGCUGCUCUACAAGGUCAUCACCGAGGAGGAUGCCACCAAAGUCAUGGAGUCGAUGAACUCGGACACCCAGGACGUGAGCAUCCCGGAUGAGUCUCUAGGCUCCGUCAUCGAGAUGCUUGAUCGCAGCAACGCCAUCCUUCCUGUAGACGACCGCAUGUUUCAAGGUUGGAAGGUUGGCCUACUGGAGCAGUGGGAGUGAGGAGGCCAAAGGGGGUGCCGAUGCGACCCGGACAGAGGAAUGAAAGCCAGCUUCUGGUCUGCUGGCAUGAUAGCUCAAACAAUGAUACCUAUUUUGCCCCA
Molecule: messenger RNA, 1527 nt
Organism: Gaeumannomyces tritici R3-111a-1
Lineage: Eukaryota; Fungi; Ascomycota; Sordariomycetes; Magnaporthales; Magnaporthaceae
Exons: 2
Coding region: 83-1426 (447 amino acids)
Biological process (GO): protein polyubiquitination; protein monoubiquitination; proteasome-mediated ubiquitin-dependent protein catabolic process
Cellular component (GO): ubiquitin ligase complex; nucleus; cytosol
Molecular function (GO): ubiquitin conjugating enzyme binding; cyclin binding; ubiquitin protein ligase activity
Source: RefSeq, a predicted model, not a curated record